GGCAUCUGUGGUCCAACUGGACUGGUCAGAGCAGAGUGGAACUGCUGGAAAGCCAGAGUCGGACGCGGACCGUUGCUGCUGCGCGCCUCCCCUUCGGGGCCAGAAGCGCCCUUUGGGUGGUUGUGAGUUGUCGCCAGAGGGUGUGUCGUGACCAGGAGCCUGGCUCUGGAGUUAGCUUCGCUUGCUUCCGGAUCCCGACUCUUCCUCUUUCUUGAUGUUUGGAGAAACUAAGUUUCUGUUCUAAGUUCCCGUUUCGUCAUCUGUUCAAAGGGAAUAAUGACGGUGUCUACCUCAUGGGUCGUUGGGAUGCAAAGAACGAGCGUGUCGAACGCUCGGGUGGUAGAGAGCCCGUAAGCAAGCUGCUUCUGCUGUCGCUGGGAGAAAACCACGUGUAUGUCGUAAGGAAGGAAGUCCCUUUCUUCACUAAUUCCAGACCUAGGUGACGGAGCGAGAGCCAUUCUCGCAGACUGCCAGUGGACAGAAAUGUUCUUAACCAGUAAAGGGUGUCUGCAGAAAACCUACAGAGAACGUUGGUUUUAAUGAGGAAGUGUGGAAACACUUCCUGUAUCAUCAGGUUCCGGACAGAGGACACUUCUCUUCCCUGCCCCGCCCAGGUGAGGGCGGCCCCACAACCAGAGAGCGGCAUUGACCUGCCUAAGGCCUGCACCGCUAGAAACACAAAACUUCUCCUUCGUAUAGAACCUAGGAGAGCCUGUGGCCUAGGCUCUAGGAAUAAAUCUGUGUGUGGAACCUGAAAACUCACUUGAGAGAUCUGGGAGGACACCUCAAGAAAUGGAGAGAUGGUCCUCGUUCAUAACUAGGAAGGAACCUCAGUAGUGUAAACGCUGCGGGUCUGUUUUCAAGUUGAUGUGUAUGUUCAGUGCGUUUCCAGUGAAAACCCCGGCGGGGUUUCUCACCGAAGGUGGUGGCCGAUCCUAAAAUUGUAAGACAGAGCCAAGGGCCAUGCAUAGGGAGGACCCUCGUGAGGAAGACUCCCGGUACCUCACGCGAGAGUCUAGCAGUUAAGAGCGCGUGGUGUCGCCUGGGGAUGAGUGUGUGCAGCACAGCAGAGGGCCCCAGGCAGACGUGCGGUUCUGGGGGACUUUGCUGCGGGAAGAAGUGCCAGCACCCACGGGGUGGAGGGCUGAUCCUGCAGAGACGCUGGCCCUUUCCGUACAGAAAAACGUGCAGUCGGGUGCCUGCCUGCCUGGUCCUAGGUGUGGUAACUGGGAGAUGGAGCAAGGACUUGAACGUUUCAUUAGGUUUUACAAGGCUGUACUGUGGUGACAGAACCCCUGAGUUCUCAGUGGCUGAAGCACCAGACGGUCCUCCCUGGCUCACGUCACACGUUGGCGGCUGCGAGUCGGUCGCCACGGUCUUGUCAUUCUGAGACCCGGGCUGAGGCUGUCGCGUUUGGGACACGUUCUUCCUGUGAUACCAGAAGAGGCCGAGCCUAAUCACUCCAUCACGUUUGAAGCCGCCUGGACGUGGUGUGUGUCACACCGGGGUCACGGGGAGCAGCGCAGGGCGUGUACUCGGCCCACGUCCGGGGAGGCACUGCCAGUCCUUCCCACGGCGACGGUUCUGCCGGAGACUUCCAUCUGGCCUCAAUGUGAAAGUAAAGUAGACCGCAUCUGUGUGUGUGUUGCUGAUUCAUUGGUCAUGUCUGAGGAGGGAAAUUCUGGUCUAGAUGGCUGACAGCCCGCGACAAUAGAUGCUGAUCCUCGAUGUCCGGCGUCUCUCCUUCUUCCUGGAGUGAAAAUCCCCUCCAGAUACCAACAGAACGCCACCUGCAGAAAAUGCCUCGCAUUUUAAGGAUUCAUGCGCCCUGUGUGCACAGUUGCCGUGGACGGCUUACCAUCUGAGAGCUCCUCAGCCUCUUCUCCAGGCCCCGCACCUGUGUCUGAGAUGUCUCUGCUCCAUGCUCUGGGCCCAGUGCAGACCUGGCUGGGACAGGAGCUGGAGAAAUGUGGCAUCGACGCCAUGAUCUAUACCCGGUAUGUCCUCAGCCUCCUGCUGCACGACAGCUAUGACUACGACCUACAGGAACAGGAGAAUGACAUCUUCCUGGGCUGGGAAAAAGGAGCUUAUAAGAAAUGGGGAAAGAGUAAGAAAAAGUGCUCAGAUCUAACUCUAGAAGAAAUGAAAAAACAGGCUGCUGUCCAGUGUCUUCGUUCUGCUUCUGAUGAAAGCUCUGGCAUCGAGACUCUGGUGGAGGAGCUCUGCUCCAGACUGAAAGACCUGCAGAGCAAGCAAGAAGAGAAGAUUCACAAAAAGUUAGAGGGGUCUCCCUCUCCAGAGGCAGAAUUAUCCCCUACAGCAAAGGAUCAAGUGGAAAUGUACUACGAAGCGUUCCCACCGCUGUCCGAGAAGCCAGUCUGCCUGCAGGAGAUCAUGACCGUGUGGAACAGGUCUAAAGUCUGUUCUUACUCCAGCUCUUCCUCGUCGUCCACGGCGCCCCCCGCCAGCACAGACACGUCCUCCCCCAAAGACUGCAACAGCGAAGGCGAAGCGAGCAAGGAGAGAAGCCGCGAGGCGGGCACCACUGCACACGAGAGAGCCCAGAGCAAGAGCAGAAGCGAGAAGGAGGACAGGUUCGGGCACGGCGCCACGGAAGAGAAGCCCGCCCUGUACAAAAAGCAGGUCCGACACAAACCUGAGGGACGGAUUCGCCCUCGCUCGUGGUCCUCCGGCUCGAGUGAAGCGGGCUCAAGUUCGAGCGGUCCUCGGGGAGAACUAAAAGCCUCCGUGAAGUGCGUGAAAGUCCGACACAAGACGCGAGAAGUUCGGAACAAGAAAGGGCGGAACGGGCCGGGCAGGCUGUCGCUGAAGCCCGGCGACAAGGCCGAGCGGGCCGUCCACGCCGCCGGCAGCAGCAGCAGCGGCAGCGGUGGUGGCGGCGGCUCCGUCAAGCCGCUGUGCCGGCGCGGGAAGAGGCCCCUGAAGGACCCGGGGAGGAGAGACCCCGGGAGCGCCGAAGGAAGAGACCUGUCCCUGGAGAGCAGAAACGACAGGGAGUACAAGGAGGAGCCGCUGUGGUACACGGAGCCGAUUGCCGAGUAUUUCGUUCCUCUGAGCAGGAAAAGCAAACUAGAGACCACCUACCGAAACAGACCGGAUGCGAGCGACCUGCCGUCGGAGGCGGUGGACGAGUUGUCAGAGUCCGUGCACGGUCUUUGUAUCAGCAACAAUAAUAUGCAUAAAACAUACCUCGCAGCAGGUACUUUCAUUGAUGGUCAUUUUGUAGAAAUGCCUGCGGUCAUCAAUGAGGAUGUUGACCUCACUGGGACCUCGUUCUGUCCUCUCCCGGAGGACAACAAAUAUCUGGAUGGUAUUCAUCUGUCAGAAUUAACACACUUCUAUGAAGUGGACAUUGAUCAAUCCAUGUUGGAUCCUGGUGCCUCAGAAACCACGCAAGGAGAAAGUCGGAUUUUGAAUAUGAUUCGACAAAAAAGCAAAGAGAAAACCGAUUUUGAGGCAGAAUGUUGCAUAGUGUUAGAUGGAAUGGAGUUGCAAGGGGAACGUGCAAUAUGGACAGAUUCUACCAGCUCCGUGGGCGCCGAGGGCUUAUUCCUGCAAGACCUCGGCAAUCUGGCUCAGUUCUGGGAGUGCUGUUCUUCCAGCUCGGGCGAUGCCGACGGGGAGAGUUUUGGGGGGGAUUCUCCAAUCAGACUCUCCCCGAUCUUGGACAGCACGGCGCUCAAUCCACAUUUGCUUGCUGGCAAUCAGGAGCUCUUUUCAGAUAUUAAUGAAGGAUCUGGUAUAAACUCUUGUUUUUCAGUGUUUGAAGUGCAAUGCAGUAAUUCUGUUUUACCGUUUUCUUUUGAAACACUCAACUUGGGGAAUGAAAAUACAGAUUCUAGUGCUAAUAUGCUUGGGAAAACACAGUCUAGAUUGCUAAUAUGGACCAAAAAUAGUGCCUUUGAAGAAAACGAACACUGUUCUAAUCUCUCAACGAGAACUUGUAGCCCAUGGUCCCAUUCGGAAGAGACGCGUUCGGACAACGAGACGUUAAAUAUUCAGUUUGAAGAGUCCACGCAGUUUAACGCAGAAGAUAUGAAUUAUGUGGUUCCUAGAGUCUCAUCAAAUUAUGUAGAUGAAGAGCUCCUAGAUUUCCUGCAAGACGAAACUUGCCAGCAAAACAGUAGAACGUUGGGAGAAAUUCCCACCUUAGUCUUCAAACAAACAUCGAAGCUAGAAUCCGUCUGCGGUAUUCAGCUGGAACAAAAGACGGAACCCAAGACCUUGGAAACUGCGCGAGGCUGUGGCGAGAGCGGUCCACGUGGAGGCGGUUACAGCUCAGGGGUCAUUAAAGACAUUUGGACACAGAUGGCAGACGGGGGUUCUGUCGCUACGGCGGACGUGGAGCGAACGGACGAGGAGUUGUUCCCGACAGAUGUCAACAACUACUGCUGCUGCCUGGACGCCGAGGCCGAGGCGGAGACCCUCCGGGAGCCCAGCAAGGCCGUGCAGAGGUCGGAGUACCGUCUGUGGGAGGGCCAGAAGGAGAGCCCGGAGAAGAGAGCUUUCGCGUCCGGGGAGCUGUCGAAGGUGGACGGUGGCGACUACACGACGCCCUCGAAACCUUGGGACGUGGCCCAGGACAAAGAGAACACCUUCAUUCUCGGAGGAGUUUACGGAGAACUCAAGACCUUCAGCAGUGACGGGGAGUGGGCGGUCGUCCCGCCCGGUCCCACGAAAGGAAGCCUGCUGCAGUGCGCGGCCUCUGACGUGGUGACCAUAGCAGGUACGGAUGUCUUCAUGACCCCGGGAAACAGUUUCGCUCCCGGUCACAGGCAGUUGUGGAAACCCUUCGUGUCGUUUGAGCAGAACGAUCCGCCGAGGAGUGGGGAAAAUGGAUUAAAUAAGGGAUUUUCUUUUAUCUUCCAUGAAGACUUACUAGGAGCUUGUGGUAACUUUCAGGUUGAGGAUCCUGGGCUUGAAUAUUCCUUCUCUUCCUUUGACUUAAGCAAUCCGUUCUCACAAGUCCUUCACGUGGAGUGUUCAUUCGAACCCGAAGGGAUUGCCUCUUUCAGCCCCAGUUUUAAGCCGAAAUCCAUCCUGUGCUCUGAUUCGGACGGCGAAGUUUUUCACCCCAGGAUAUGUGGCGUCGACAGAACACAGUACAGGGCUAUUCGGAUCUCUCCGAGGACUCACUUCCGCCCCAUUUCUGCGUCCGAGCUGUCCCCAGGAGGAGGAAGCGAGUCGGAAUUUGAAUCUGAGAAAGAGGAAGCAAAUAUUCCCAUUCCUUCUCAAGCCGAUGCGUUUGAAGAUCCACAGGCAGAUCUCCAGCCGCUGGAAGAAGAUGCGGAGAAAGAAGGCCAUUACUAUGGAAAAUCAGAGCUCGAGUCUGGAAAGUUCCUUCCCAGGUUAAAAAAGUCUGGCAUGGAAAAGAGCGCUCAGACGUCACUGGAUUCUCAGGAGGAAUCAGCCGGGAUUCUGCCAGCGGGGAAGCGGAAUCAGUGUCUGGAGUGUAGCAUGAAUGAGUCUCCGGAAAUUGCUUUAGAAAGCUCAGAAGCAAAUUGUAAAAUAAUGGCACAAUGCGAGGAAGAAAUUAAUAAUUUUUGCAGUUGCAAAGCAGGUUGUCAGUUUCCUGCUUAUGAAGAUAAUCCAGUUUCUUCGGGACAGCUGGAAGAGCAGUUUCCUGUAUUGAACACUGAUGUUCAAGGAAUGAAUAGAAGUCAAGAAAAACAGACUUGGUGGGAAAAAGCCUUGUACUCUCCUCUUUUUCCUGCGUCAGAGUGUGAAGAAUGUUAUACAAAUGCCAAGGGAGAGAAUGGUAUAGAAGAGUGUCCAGAUGGUAAAGACAUGCCCAGUAACGAAGAGCGUCCAUUAGAUUUUAAUAGGGUGUCUUCUGUUUAUGAAGCAAGGUGUGCAGGAGAGAGAAAUGCCGGAGCAAAACCCAACGGCUUCCACAGAAAGAUCUCCUCCAGCGCCAGCUCCGGCUCGGAAGGCUCCGGCUCGGACGGUGGGGGCGAGUGGGCGGACCCUGGCGAAGAGGAGCUCUUUUCUCGAACUCAUCUCUAAACCUGCAGCGUAGUGCAAAUUAAUUUUUGAAAACGAUCUGUGAUGGCAAAUUACCCUUUUGUGAGGCCUGUUAAUCUAAAACAACAACUUAGGGUUCUUCUUCAAUUAACUGAUUCAGAUCAGUAAUUAUCUUUCUCUUCUUGCUUAUUUUAGAGUUGAGGACAGCUAUCCUGUUGAACUUUUUUUUUUUUUUUCCUCCAAGCUGUUAAAUUCUUGGCUAUUUGAAAUAGACUAGAUUGUGUUGUCAAAUCCAGAAUGGGUGUGCAUGUGCUUGUCUAGGAGUAGCCCUGCGUUCCGCAUCUUGACUGCAGCUACGGUCCUGCUGGCUGCAGCCCGGUCACUGUUACCCUAGCACCGCGGUGUCCGCAACCACUUCCGCUCUCCAGAGACUUGAGCUUUGGGACCUUUAGGCUUUGUUCUCUAAGAACUGGGACAUAGACACCUACCCCUGCAAUGGAUCGGUGCCUUCCUGAAGGCAGGAGGGAAGCAUGAGUGACUCAUCCACGGUCUUCAUUCAGUCAGAUCUCAUGUACAUUUGAAGUAGGAACCGCAAGGGUGUGCUUUUAGAGACUUACACGAUACUGUGUUUUCUAUCUUAGGAUUUUCCCCCUCAAGUAUCAUGGAAGAUACUAUGGUGUGUGAUUUCUUGCUAGCUGAAGGAGCCAAGGCUUUGGGGUGUCGGGUGGCGUACGAGGCCCAGCGGGGUAGAGAGCGUACCCCCAGCCCGUUCUUACGUUGCAGUUACGUUUAUGCCAAAACACCCCUUCCGGGUUGUUUGUGGUUUGGAUCUUAGUUGCAAAUUAUGGUUUGCUGGUGACCUCCAUUGACUCGAAGCCUCCAGAACUCUAAAUGAUAAACGUCUGACGUGCAGUAAAGGCCACCUCGUCACCCCGAAGAAACCUCGGCUGCUGCAGCUAGCUCCCGUUGUGGCUGUGAUUUUAGUAGAGCUUAGAUCUCAUUUUGUGUUUGAGAGAAUGUUCUGGGCAAGUUCUGUGUGGUGGGUUGGGGGCGGGGGGAGUAACAGUUUCUCCCAUACCUGUGCGAUUGCUUCAUGGGACUCGCUUUCCACUCUCGUGGGGACCCAGGGGUCAGUCCGUCUCACACCAGUCCCGUCCACUCAUGAUGGCCACUUCCUCGCGCUUUCACGCCGCCGGGCAGCAGGUGAAGCUGGGAGGAGCGGUGUUUGUAAAACCAGAUUGUGUUUCCUUUUAAACUAACUCCUUACGAAAAAGACAAAACAAAACAACCUAAUUUGUAGCAUCAGUUUGGCAUGUCUGUAUCGUCAGGAAUGGCAGAAAAGCGUGACACAGACGAGACCGCGUCACCACUGCCCUUGGCGGGCAGCACACGCGUGCGGUGACCGGCUGGGGGCGAAGUGGCCGAGGAAUCCCUGAUGUGCUUUGAGCACUGGGUGGUGUUGCCCUUCUCGUCGUUGAUGACACGGGCGAGCGACCCCGAGGCUGUGGGGUCGUCCCGGUUGUGUGUGUCGUCGCUGUGAGAGACCUGAUGGACGGUUGGCUCGGAUCUCGCCACACGGCAGGGUUUGUUUUUAUACAGCACAUCUUUUGACACUUUAAAGUGGGUGUGUGUGCGUGUGUGUGCGUGUGUGCGCGCGUGUGUAAGGUUUACGUUGCUGUUAUUUAUUUACAGACUUUAUAAGGUUUUAUGUAUUUUUCUUUCUUCCGGAGCUUCCUAAAAAGUGAUUAGCAUCUGCACUGAAAUACAAUUUAACAGCAAAGGCAAAAAAGAAUUGGAAGUUGUAAAUUCCUAAAAUCACUACGGUGACGAUCAUUCUAGAAAUCGUUGCUUAAUGUAGCAGAGACCAAAUAAAUAUAUUUCAGACA
This is a messenger RNA of Lynx canadensis (Canada lynx), 7871 nucleotides long. Its product is annotated as KIAA0232 ortholog. Lineage: Eukaryota; Metazoa; Chordata; Mammalia; Carnivora; Felidae. The record is from RefSeq and is a predicted model, not a curated record. Bases 1822 to 6027 code for a protein of 1401 amino acids. The transcript is spliced from 9 exons.